Molecule: messenger RNA, 1576 nt
Organism: Trichoplusia ni (cabbage looper)
Lineage: Eukaryota; Metazoa; Arthropoda; Insecta; Lepidoptera; Noctuidae
Product: kelch domain-containing protein 3
Exons: 5
Coding region: 186-1328 (380 amino acids)
Cellular component (GO): cytoplasm
Molecular function (GO): protein binding; chromatin binding
Source: RefSeq, a predicted model, not a curated record
UACAACUGUCAUUGUCAAUUGAACAGUGCAGGUCGGCUCGCUCGUACUGCUCGUAGUUCAAUUGAGAUUUAAGGACUGUGAUUUUUUUACCUCUGCUAGUUUAUAAUAAUCUUCGCCGCCCGCACAGUUUCAGUGCGAUCUGGCGCGUUAGAAGACCGAUUUCGUGUUGGUAAAUAUUUACCAAAAUGAGAUGGACGGUGCAUAUCGAGGGUGGGCCGAUGAGAGUCAAUCAUGCAGCUGUAUGCAUCGAAGACAGAAUCUAUUCCUUUGGAGGAUAUUGCUCGAGCGAGGAGUAUAAGGAUUGGGAGCCAAUUCCUGUCCAUGUAUUGGAUACGAAUUCACUGAGAUGGGCGCCUGUGAACUACAAGAGGACUGAUGUCGCUCCCUUCCAGAGAUAUGGCCAUACCACAGUCGCGUACGGCGACAAGGUUUUCAUGUGGGGAGGUAGAAACAACGCUGUAGCCUGCGAUAUUCUAUCUUGUUUCGACACCAAAACAUUGGAGUGGAGUACCCCAUCUGUGUCGGGCAUGGUGCCGUAUGCCAAAGAUGGCCAUUCAGCAUGCGUUAUUGGAAACAAGAUGUACAUCUUUGGAGGGUUUGAAUAUCUUACCGAUCAGUAUUCUCAAGAAGUUCACUGCCUAAAUCUUGAUACUCUGCAAUGGACUUUCAUUGAUGGUCGAGGAACACCACCAUCGCAUCGUGAUUUCCAUACAGCUGUUGCGGUUGGAGACAAGAUGUAUGUCUUCGGGGGACGCGGCGAUCUUAACAGUCCCUACAAUUCACAAGAGGAAAUAUAUUGUCCUCAAGUUUACUACUUAGAUACCACUGAAGAGAAGUGGGUGGCGGUAAACCCAGGUGGAACCUGGCCUGAAGGUCGUCGCAGCCACUCUGCUUGGCUGUACAAAGAACACAUGUAUAUCUUCGGCGGAUUCAACGGAAACUCAAAAACACAUUUCAAUGAUCUCUACAGAUAUUCUAUCAAAGAUAAUAUCUGGCAAUACAUGAACGUGGGCGGCUCAGUGCCUUGCAAGCGAAGACGUCAGGCAUGUUUAAUUCAUAAGGAUGUCGUUUAUUUAUUUGGAGGGACAAGCCCCUGCCCUCACGCUAAUACCCGUGAGCUCGAAAAUUUUGACAAUAACCCAGAAAGACUGAUUGACAACAGUGAUCUACAUCUGUUGGACUAUGCUCCGACUCUGAAGACUCAUUGCAUUCUCGUUGUAUUGGAAAACAACAUUGACCAAUCCGUACUGCCGCGCGACAUUAUAAUGGACAUACGCACAAUGACUCUACCGAACCGUAUUAGCCGACCUAUUAACCAAUCUGGUUAAAUAAAACUAAGUAAUCUUGCAAUAUUUAUAAUUGCAUUACCUGUAUGUAAGGUAACCUUACAUACAUUAUUUAUAUUUAGUCAUUAUGAUAUCUCGUCUAUAUCUAUUUAUUAUACUUAUAAGUCAUAGUAAAAAUAAAACUCAAAUUUCUGUAUCACAUAUCUGUAUUCCUUGAUGUCUUAAAAGAAUGAUGUUACACAUUUAUUCAAAUAAAGGUAUACCAAAUAAAAACAGUUAUUGGAACAAAA